Messenger RNA from Gallus gallus (chicken), 17495 nucleotides. It is a transcript of the gene ZHX3, whose product is annotated as zinc fingers and homeoboxes 3. NCBI's taxonomy places the organism in Eukaryota, Metazoa, Chordata, Aves, Galliformes, Phasianidae. The coding region runs from base 9532 to 12321 and encodes 929 amino acids. Gene Ontology annotation, molecular function: DNA-binding transcription factor activity, RNA polymerase II-specific; DNA binding. The transcript is spliced from 5 exons. Gene Ontology annotation, biological process: regulation of transcription by RNA polymerase II. Gene Ontology annotation, cellular component: nucleus. The record is from RefSeq and is a predicted model, not a curated record.
GAGCCGCGCCGAGCCGCUGCGGCGGCGGGGGAAGCUGUGGCCGGUGAGUGCCGGGCGGGCGGGCGGCCGCCUCAGCUCACCGUCUCCCGGGAUCUUCCCCGCGCCCCGCGGAGCCCCGGGCGGGCGGAGGUACGGGAGCUGUCGGCGGGGGGUCCGGGCCCGGGGAGCGCGGAGCGGCCCUGUGUGCGGCCCGCGGGGCUGAGCGGGGAGCGGCCGUCCCGGUGGGGUGGCGGUGGGUGCGGGGCAGCUCAUCCGGACGGGUUCUUCUUUAAGAGGCGAGGAGGGGAGGGGGGAGGAAAAAGCCUUCUGCAGGAUCAGAAGCGAACGCGUUCUGUGUGCCGCCGGAGAGAACUGCCAUUGAACGGUAGCUGCUGUCGGCUGGGUGAGCGCUGUCAGCCGGCUGCGCUCCGCAACUUCGGGGCCGCGGCUCAGCGCAGCACAGCACAGCACGGCACAGCUGCUGUCCGCUGCCGGCCGUACCGCGGCACAGCGGUGCCCGCGCAGCCCCGAGCGCAGAGCCGGCUGUGCUGGUGGGACGGACGCGGCUGUUGGGCUGCGUUUGGUUCCCGGCGCGGCCAAACGGGGCUGGCGCUGAUUGUAGUGGGGACGGCUGGAGUUUAGCGGAGCUUUUGCUGGCAGGGCUCAGCUCCCACGGCUCCGGCUGCCGUAAGAGUGCCAUAAGCCGGGUGGGCUGUAGCCCUGAAGUCAGCCCAGGUGACGCGCGGCUAUGGAUAGAAUCGCUGCCGAGGCAGAACAGCCCGGCGUGGGCUGCUGUCCCGACUGGUGGCCGUGGGGUAGGGGAUGUGAGCAGCUCUGCGGGUCCUUCACCGCCCUCACCCCUCUGCUGUUCUGCUCAGCCAAAAGAUUUUCCUAUCCGGACCCCUUCUUCCCUCUCUCCAAAUACUUGGUGCCUCCGUGCAUGGGAGCUGUGCUGUUUUCUUUCUCUCUCUCGGUUUCUAUGGUGCUGCUGUGUGAAAGCAGCUCCCCAGCUCCCCUCACAGCGAAUAAAACAGCCAGAGCUUGGUUUUGCCGUGCUGGUGAGAGGCAGUGCUGCAGCCACCCCUUGUCACCCCAUCCCAGAUGCUUUGCCUGGGCGCUGCAUGGGCACUGGGGCAGCUGCUCUGGGGCCUUUGCUGAGCUUUCCAGUAAAGCAGCAGCAGCAGCAGCAGCAGGCAGGGCUGCAGCUCACUUGGAAAACUGCUGGGAAUGGAAACUACUCAUGAAGGCACUGUGGAAGCCUGUGCAAACAAAGGGCAGAGGAUGGGAACAGGCACAGAUCUGUACUCCUGAGGGUGAUCACCCCAUCCAGGCUGUGAUCUCCAUCCUGGAGGUAAUUCUUUCCAUGCAUUAAAACAGGAGCCUGGGAUGGAGGUGUGUGUGACUUAGGCACCCGUUCCAGGUCAGACAAAUGCAGGUCCCACUAUAGGGGCUGAUUUGGAGGAGGUCCUUCUCGGUGGCGCUGCAGGACCCGUGGUCAGCGUGGGGAAGCCUGCAGCAUCUCUUUCCCUUUCCAGCUGCGAUGGCUUUGUUGAGUAGGAGAGGGGGGUGAUGUUUCUAAUUAAGAGGAGAAAAACAGUCUUGUACUUCUCCCCUUCAUUGUUUGUUUGUUUGUUUUUUCCUCUCUUUUCUCUGGACAUAACAAUGCUUAAAGCGCAAAUGGAGCAAAGUGAAAUCCCAGGGCAGGGCUGCGGUGGGGUUGGAGCACAGCGAUGACAGCAUGGCACAGGGCGCAGCCGGGGCGCUCCCUUUGUCACCGGGGGCACUCGCAGGCACUGCAGCCGUCUUUGUGCAGGGGGUAUUCCCAGGCUUGUCAGAAAUGCCAUCGUUUCUUUCCCUUCUCUCUCUCUCCGUUCAGAGCAGGACCGUGUCCUGAUGCCUUCUCAGUGUAGGGAAGAGGCUUCGAGGGAGGCUGUUGCGGAUGAAGGAGAAGGGCCUUUCAGCCUUUUCUUUUUCCUCCUUAAUACGAGGAUGCUUGAGAGGGCCACGUCAGGAACAGGGUGGGGAGAGUGCCUUGGAAUGUGGCCUGCAGAGUGUCCUUAACACAGAGCGGUGCCUGGGUGGGACAGGUUUGUAUCACGAGCCCUUGGAAACUCGCAGAGGUGAGAGGCAGUGGAGGGGGAGGGUAUCCAGCGCUGGGUUUUGUGUGGGCAUCCUCAGCUCUUCCUCCCCUUGAAUGGUGCCCUGGGGCUGUUCUCAGGCUGCUGCUAUAGAAGGGUUAUAGGAGGAUGAUAUGGUAGGAGUGUGGCCCCACAGCUUAGCUUGAGGAUCUGCCUUCAGCCAGGUGCGUGCUCUGCUCCACUGCUUUGGUAAGUAAGGAGGUUUGCGUGAAGCUUCUAAUAACUUCUCUUGGAAAUGGGUCGAGCAAAUAUUUGUUUGCCUAGGGUGUCACGCCACUACUGUACAAAUGCUGCGGUGGGGAAUCGCUCUGGUUUUUUUGCUGCUUUGUUUCUUUUCGUGCCUGUUUGGUGCUCUCUGACAAACAGCACCUGUUGAUGGUUGUUUGGAACCGGUGGUAUAUUUAAUGAGCCGAGAUCUCUGCUUUAAGGCCCCAACCGCAUCGCUCCUGAGGCUCCAGAGGGUACUCUGGAGCUGAGCAGCACCCCAAUGCAGUGCUCCUCCAGCAUGGGGGGACCGUGCAGGCUGCAGGUGGCACUAAUGGGGCUGCUCGGAGCGUGGCUUAUUCCCAGUCCUUGUGAGGUGAUUCUGUGCUUGGUGCACGCAGGUUAAUUGCCCCCUGGUGUGUUGGUGGUGCUCUGUAGUCAUGCAGGUGUGAGUGCUGGGAACGUGUCAUCCUCUGGCACGUGCAGGGCGUUGCGUGGGGCUGGUGUUGUGUUUGUUAGGCAGGAUGGGAACACAGGCUGCUCUUCUGAAAUGGGUCUUGUUCUCCCUUUCUUUGCUAAGAAUCGUUUCCGUGUUGGAAAAUAUUUAGGAAAAGGAGAGGCUUUCUGAUAGGGGCAGAGCUUUAAUGGCACGUUACAGGCAGGAUGGGCUGGGGGUGGCACAGCAGCCACGGGGGAUUUGCAGAUCCCUCCUGCAGGCACAAGGAGAGCUGGAGGUGCCUGGCUGUUACCAUGAGAUGUCAGCUAGGGCUCGUUUGCUCCAGGUGGAAGGCCAGUUCCUUUUCCAGUGUCUGCCAGUUCCAGUGUCUGCUCUUCGGGUGUAGUUUUCCAUCUUACUGUGAUCUGGGGUCAGGUGUGUGUUCUCCAGGGCAGUGCUGUUUCCCACAGGAGUCUCCCAUCUGCAGGUUGCAGAGCAGUGCCUUUGCUUUCCUCAGUCACCGUCUGCAGAUGCCUGCAAGCAGCCUGUGGAUCCCCAGCAGCAUGUGGGGGGUGGGAGCAAAACCACAGCUUCAGAAGGAGAAGAGCCUCAGUUGUUUAAAGGGACUUCAAAGUUUUCAUGUUCCUGCUUUGAUCUUCUCUGGUGUCUGGGAUAGGUCUCUUUCUUCUUUCUCUGUGUUUAUUUUCUCCCCUGUUGUAGUUUGCAGCGUGCUGUCAGAGCAGUUGGAGCUGAGCGGGUGAGGGCAGAAGGAGCUGCUGCUUCCAGGGGCAGCCACCACACCAAUGGCACUGCAGGCAGACGCAGCCAUCCCUGUGUGCUCACAGUCCUGCUGCUCAGCAAGGUGUAGAGAAGCAGCAAGUCAGACUUGGGAUGAAGAUUGCAAACCUCUGCCUCGCUCUGGCACUGCCUCCAGGAUCCCCAGAAGCAGCCAACAUGCAGCUGGUAGAUCCAGCAGCUUGAGAAAGCAGCCCUCGCAGGUGGCAGCUGUGGGCUCUGUCCCUCUCUCACCUGCCAGCCGUCCUCUGGGGUGAGGACUGAAGCCCCCAGGAGCCGAGAUGCUGCUGGAGCAGCGGGACGUGCCUGCCUUCAUCCUGCUGCUCCUGCAUGGCAUGCAGCCAGCAGCUCCUGAAUGCUUUGCUGUGAUGGCUGCAGCACCCGGGAGCUGCUUGGGAAGGAAGCCACGGUGAGCCACCAGGAGCGGCGUGCACUGAGGUUACACCUGGGGACUGCUAGAGCAAAGGCAAGGAAUGCACGGGUUGAACGGAGCAGAGCUGUGCCAUGAGGUGCUUGCAGGACGGGGGCCUCAGCGUCCCCACGUGCCCCCAGGGCUGUGUGCAGGGCAAGGUGGCUGCAGCCAACACGCAGAGCAGAUCCUCGGUUCCCUCCCGGAGCCUCAGGAUGCGGUGACGUCCAAAACGUCAGAUGUUGUUUUAAGAACUUCCAAAUGCUUUGAAACACUAUUUAUUAUUUUAUAAAGCCGGGCCCUGCGUUCUGUGGGAAGGUAUGCGAGGGAUCGCCACGCUAUUUUCUUUGCAUAUUUUCCUAAUGUUAGAAACCAUCCCAAAGAAGUAUUGCAUUGUUUCGUUUGCCCCUCGGCACUUCGUAUUUGUCUAAAAAUAAGAGCUAAUGCCAGCAGCCGUACACAGCAAGUGGGUGAAGCUGCACGUUGUGCACCCGGCGUGUUUGGGGGGGAAGGAAGCAAGAUUCAGCUGGUGAUUGCAUUAGGAGAUGUGCAUCAAAGUGGAUCUUUUAAACCAGCACGUCAGUAUGGUUUGGGUUUUUUUUGGUCUUUUCCUGUAUAAAAUGCCAUUAAUCCAGUCAGAGGCAGAAAAUGCCCUCGUAAACGGGCUGGGAAGGGUCAGUUGAGGUGAAUAAACAAGCAGGCUUCUUGAGGAAGGACCAAAAACCGGCCUGCUGCCACCGUGAGUCUGCGGGGCACCUUACAUACAGCCUCCUACAGAGCUGGGGCUGUGCUGCCAGGAGUCUCCUGCACCUGGUGCAGCACUGCUCUCAUUGCAGGGAUGCCCUCCUCCUGCUGCCUUCCACCAGCCUGCCCAGCAUCUCCCACCCUGCAGCUGAUCCUGUGCUGUUUGGGGUUUGAGUUAUGGCCGUAGGAGCUGGCGGUGCUGAUUCUUUUCUCUUCCGUUUAUUUAUUUCUUCCCCCCCCCCCUUCGUUUUAAUCCCGUCUCCUGGGAGAUUCCAGUUGAAAUCUAUUCAUUGCUGAAAUAUUUCUUUUCCCUCGCGCUGCGGAUGCCCAGUCCGGUUCGAUUGUGUGGUUUGUUCCUGGCAGGGGAGGAGAAGAGGAGAGGAACGGGAGGAGAGCUGUGCUCGGGGCUGCCUGUGUGCAUGGAUGUGCGUGCCCUGUUUGUGUUCCCUUUGCUCUGUCAAACUGAAGUUAAGAGUCGGUGAGGCAGCUGCUCGCGUGUCCGGAAUGGAAGCUGAUGUGCAGAAGGUCCUGCAUGGGCUGAAAUGCAAGCAAUAUCUUGGGUCUUUUGGCAGGGUGGAAUGGGGAGAUCAGCUCAGCAGCCCAUCCAGGCAGGCAGGAUGCCUCUGUCCUUGCCUGGAGGUAAGUGCUGCUGCUGGGACUGCUCGGUGGGUCUGCAGUGUUUGGGAUGGCAGUGUUUGGGAUGGCAGUGUUCAGGUGGUGCUUCCGUAGCUGAGAUUCACAGCGUGGUUCUGCACCCCCCCCCAGAACCACGAAUUCAGAAGUCAGCAGUGCAAAUCCAUUGACAGCACACAGAGGGUUCCUCUGCUUGUCCCUGGAAGUCUGGGCACGGUCUGUUCCUGCUUGACAGUUCUCCUCCAGAACCACAGUGUCGCUUAUGUGUGUUGUCCCCCUGCCUCAGUGAAACCCCACAUCCUCACAGCUCUGGGAGCUGAAGCUUUUCCCUGCCUGGUGCUCUCAGUGAGAGCAUCUUUUCCUUCUGCAAAUGUUAUGAAGCUUGUGAUAAAGUUGCAUGGCUUGGCAAUGCCAGUUUGGUGCUGUUUGUGUGCCAGAACUGCUGAAUGAGUCUUUUAUCACGCAUUUGUAACAGUAGCUGUCAGAGAGGGAGCUUCCAGGAGGAGUGCUUUCAGAAGAAUGCUUUUGUAAAGGAACGCUGUCCUGCAAAGAAGUGCUUUGCAGGGGGAGGGAAAAAAAACCCACCAAGCCCAACAUUUUUUCUUGUGUUAGUGUUGUAGAAGUUGCUCGUUAAUUUGGGUGAGUUUUUGCUUCCAUUUCUUGACAAUUUUGUCUCUCUGCUUUGUGCUAAUGAGCGCUAGUUGAGCUCCAAGUGUUUAGGGGGGAAGAGACAUUUGGAUUCUGAGCACCAAAUGCUGGGUGACCUCUGCUGUGUUGGCCGUUGAGCUGUUUCCCAUGUGAGCACGAGCUGUGUGCUCCUGGAUGGCAGGAGCUCCAAGCUUGUUCUCCCCGGUGACCGCCACGCAAUUAGGGAUUUUUAAUGGUAAUCCUGCUUUAAAAAAAAUUACACUGAUGUCUGGCAGUGGUUUGGCUGCCGCUUUCUGGCCGGCACCUGGCCGUGCUGUUCUUGAAGGACCUCCCUGCAGUGGGGUACAGUGGUGUUAUGCUCCAUUUCCAGCUUGGCUUUGGGUUGCUAUCCACUGCUCUGAAGUCCCCAGCUCGCUGUGUAGCUGCUCAUCUCACUGGCACUAAGGCAAGAGAUUCCAACAUUAAAAGAGGAAUGUGAUUAUAAUCCCGUAAGAAAGAAAAUGACAGAGGAAUUUGGCAGCGGUUGCAGCCCGCGAAUGUAAUGUACGAUAUUUUAUUCAUUUAAAAAAAACGAUUAGAUUUCAAGCUGACACUUUAAAUGACAAAUCACCUUAAAAAGAUUUCUGUGCACAGAGCUGUCGGCGUGGCUUUCCAUUGCUGUCUGUGGAGACAGUGAGAUGCAGAGUUCCCCAUCCCAGCAUGUCCAGGCUGCGGCUCACCAUGCAGGACCCUUCAGGGAAUGUGGGAGCGGGGUUUGUGCCCCACAUCCCUUGGGGAUGCUGUCACCUUCACGUUGUUUCUUUCUGCAUGCGGGAAUCUCCUGUUUUAUCUCCUUGCUUGGAGCUUGGUUACCUAAAGGAUGAGGAGCCCCAGCUUUUGCCCGCAGGCCUAAGAGUGGCUGUAUGGACUGGGAAGAGAAUGUGAGAGGAGAGAGGUCCUGCUGUCCUGGUCCUUUUUUGCUAUGGGGAGAAGCUAACUGCAGUUUGCUGAGCUUUCCUGCGUGAUGGUGAGUCUUUAAAACCUGACCCACGCAGGAUUUAAAGUCGUAAAAACACCGCAGUAGGAAUUUUUAGCUCAAUAAUUUCACAGUUCCUUCCGUUUGGGAUGGAAAAAAUGACUCAGGUAGAGGUGAGUUGGGCCAGGGCUGUAUCUGCUGGUGAAGUCCUGGGGAUUGGGCACUCUUUUGCUGAUAAUAGGCGCCCCAGAGCAGCUGGCUGCACGGAGGUACCGCACCGAGGGAAGGAUCCUUCAUCCUCAGCUGUUGGCACGAGAGGAGAGGUCAGCUGGAGGGAGGCCAGAGCAUCGUGAUUGAGUUGACUGGAGGUCUGGAAAUGCUCGUUUGAGACAGCCUGGGUUGUUGGGCUCCAGCUAAGAGAGGAGGGAGGGAGUCCGUAGGCAGCCAGGAGUGCACGGCGGGGAAGGUGGUCUCUCUUUUCCAUGGUCACAGUAGAUAGGAGGACAGGCCAGGGUCUGAUUUGUGGAGAAAAGAGUUGAGACUAAAGUAUUUCUCAACGUUUUCCCUAAAAGCGAUGAUUGUUAAACACCGGAUUUGUUGGUUUGGGGAGAUUGGAAGAUAACAAUGCAUUAGAAAUAUUUCUCAUGUUGAGUGCUGACGGAGGUGCAGUUCAUUCUCCCACAUGCCAGGAGUUGUCCAGGUGCUUUCCUGGGGUCCUUCUGCACAGCACAGCCCUGGACUAAAGGGGUUGUUGUCAGUCUGAAAUAAGCAAGAGGUGACAGGUUAUGUUCUAUGGCUUCAGUUUUCAGGAGUCUUUUCAAGAAUGCCAGCUUGUCUUUGGGGGAAACAACCAUUUUAUAGGGAUGAGCAGCCAAGGGAUCUGUGCUGUUGAUGGGUGAGCAUAGAGUGCAGUCCAGGAAGGAGCUAUUCUGGGCUGCAGAUGUGAGUAGCAGCACAUCAUUUUGGGUCUCACAGUGUGGGUGAGCUCUUCAGUUUUGCUCUGGGUUCCAGGACUCACAGCAGCAUGGCAUGGGAUCUGUGGUGUAGGACAGAAGGUCCUGUGCUGCCACAGGGACGUGGCUGGUCGCUGUCGAAGCAGCAACCGUGCAAAGCACGUGCGUGUCUGAGCUGCGUCCCUGCCUGCAAACAGAAGGAAGGAAAGCCUGCAAGAGAGAGGUGAAACAUCGUGGUGCUGCCCUGGGGACCAGUGGCCUCGUUUCUGUCAUUCAAGGAUGGUUUUGCACUUUGAUGGCUUGCCCUCCUGCAGGGCAGGCUGAUGGGAGCUGGGCUCAGGCUGCCUCCCCCGCUGCCCUUGGCACCCAGCUGGGCUGUGCGUCGCUUCUGCAGGUCGGGAAGGAAGCUUUGUUCUGGAACAGCACUGUGCAGUUUCCAGUAACGUCAAAAAGAACCCAGAGCAGAGCAGGAGGAGGGCUGUUAAAAAAACUCGGAGGUGAGAUUGCCAAGUGAAAGCAAACCAGAACAAUCUCUGCUCUUGGGGCUUGGAGUUCUCAGUGCCGAGACCCCGUGUGUGCUCAAACACAGCAGUGGUUCCUGCUGGGAAUUGGGGAAUGCUGAUGUGGACCUGCUGUUCUCCCUUGCUUUUUACAAACCUGCUGUCCACUGCAGAUUGCAAACCACAGGUACAUUCGAGUGACUGAUCCUCUGUGUCAGGCCUUACAUUUUGGGGAUAUAUUUGUCUUCAUUCUUGAAUCGCAGCUUUUGAGCCAUCUAUUCAGUCCAAGGAAGCUGUAAUGCUUGGGAGGGAGGUUAAGUUCUGUAAUGAAUAGCUCUGGCACAGAGUGGAAAUCCCUAAUGCAGAGGGACCUGAGCAACAAUCUGAGUGUGUCGUAGCUAUCAGAAGUGCCUGGGAUUUUUGUAUAUGAAAGAAGUUAGGGAAAAAAACAUUCCUUGGUCGCCUUUGGCUGCCCGUAGUUUCCAUGACAGGCAGCCGAGCUGUUGGCAUGCAGUGCUCAAAGCAGCCCCCAGCUCCUGCCCCUUACCCCCACCUCUCCCACACAUUGUCUUACUGGAGGCAGCAGCCUCAGGCAAUUCAGGCAGGAGCUGCAGAGGGUUCUAUAGCAGCUCAUGCUGCCAAAUGUGCAGUUUUUUUGCUCCGUUUCCAGAACUAGGUUUUAGGAACCCGCGUUUUGCUCUGCCACCAGCCCGAGUUUCUAUUUAAAACACCUUUAAUUGCAGGAAUUAAAAGGCACUCAAACUGUUACAAGCAAGGUCACUCUUCUUAAUUCAGAUACCCCGAGGAUCCGGAAAUCUUGUCUGUUAAAGCCUCAGACGUAUGUUUCAUCCCUAAAGGAGCAUGCAGAUGCUAUUAAAGCUGCCACAGCCAGCCCUGAGUCGACUACUGGCACUUUAAAGAUGCGUGCAAGCAAAGAAGAACUGGAAAAUGAAGGGUUAAGGACAUGCUCCAUUCUGCAGGUUCAGUGGCAAAUAUGAACAUUUGUCAACAUUUGACAUCAGCUCCUUGGGACAUCAUGAAUUUGCUGGAAUCUGGAAGACAGAGCACUUGCAGUAGCGCUUUUUGAAUGUUAAUUUAAGUUAAAGAGAAAUAGCAUCAUCCGGAUCAAUUGUAGUGAUGGCUAGCAAAAGGAAAUCCACAACUCCCUGCAUGAUCCCAGUAAAAACACUGGUGCUUCAGGAGACUGAACUGGAGACUGUUGAAGAGGAGCCUGAAGGAACACAGCAAGAUGCUCCCACUGAAGGGCUGGCCCCAAGCAAUGCCGGUGCCACCACCAGCAGCAGUGAAGCAUUGUCCAAUGGGUACCGCAGCAUCACCGAUGGGGACACUUACAUCUGCAAGGGUUGUGACUUUGGGUCUCAAGAUGUUCAGCAUUUCUUUGGGCACCUGGACUCUGAGCACUCGGACUUCAGCAAAGAGCCCACGUUUGUGUGCGUUGCUUGCAACUUUCUGGUGAAAAGCCACGAAGGACUCUCACAGCACAACACGGAGUCGCAUGGCAGUGAAACGAGCUUCGUCUGGAGGGUGGCUAAGCAGGACGGCCGUACGGUCGUGGAGCAGAGCCUAUCGGAUACUGCUAGCAGCCACAACCCAGCGGGAGAGGUCCCUGAGGAAGCGGUAGAUGGUCAGUCUGAAAUCAUCAUCACCAAAACCCCCAUCAUGAAGAUAAUGAAAGGCAAACCUGAGGCCAAAAAGAUCCACACGCUGAAGGAGAAUGUGCCGAGUCAGCUGGGUGCUGAGUCGGAGACAAAGGACGGAGAGGCUUCGUUCACCAGCGGCACGGCGCCGGUCAGCCAGGCCACCGCCAGUGCCACAAAAUCAUCUCAUGUAGUGAACGGCUCCAUCAUUGGAAACGUGCCCGUUCUGCCCGCGGGCGUUGCACAGCUGGUUUCACUGCAGCAGCAGCAGCCUCCCUUGCAUCAGCAGCUACCUACGUCCAAGUCCCUUCCCAAGGUGAUGAUUCCCCUGAGCAGCAUUCCCACGUACAAUGCAGCCAUGGACUCCAACAGCUUCCUGAAAAACUCUUUCCACAAGUUCCCUUACCCCACAAAAGCUGAGCUCUGCUACCUGACCGUGGUGACAAAAUACCCCGAAGAGCAGCUGAAGAUCUGGUUCACUGCUCAGAGGCUGAAGCAGGGCAUCAGCUGGUCCCCAGAGGAGAUAGAAGAUGCCAGGAAGAAGAUGUUUAACACGGUCAUCCAGUCCGUGCCGCAGCCCACCAUCACGGUGCUGAACACACCGUUAGUUGCCAACCCCGGCAGCGUCCCGCACCUCAUCCAGGCGACUCUGCCGGGCCACGUGGUGGGGCAGCCCGAGGGCACGGGCGGGCUGCUGGUCACACAGCCCAUCAUGGCCAAUGGGCUGAAGGGCACCAGUUCCUCCUUCACCUUGGCAGUGAGCUCCGUCCCCAAGCCCCCACCGGCAGCCCAGCACAGCACAGUGAGCUCUGGCAGCGCCUCGGCACUGAAGGUGGUCACAGCCACCCCGUCGGUGCUCACCGCCUGCCCGGCCAUCUCCUCACAGACCUUCCUGGAUCCCAACGUCUUCAAGAACAAGAAGUCCCACGAGCAGCUCUCCGCCUUGAAGGGCAGCUUCUGCAGGAAUCAAUUCCCUGGGCAGGCUGAGGUCGAGCGGCUGACAAAAAUAACUGGCUUGUCCACAAAGGAGAUUCGGAAGUGGUUCAGCGACAGGAGAUACCACUACAGGAACGUGCGAGGCGGUAGGGCCGUCUUCCCCGGAGACAGCGCUCUGGACUCUCUGCCUGAAAUUCCCCUUGAAGUGCCUCCCAAGGGAGCGGAGCUGACGCCUGCGGCUGCGGCCGCACCGGUCCUGCAGCACCCGGGCAGGCGGCAGUCCUGGCACCAGGCGCCCGACUUCACGGCCACCAAGUACAAGGAGCGCGCGCCGGAGCAGCUGAAGGCCCUGGAGAACAGCUUUGCCCAAAAUCCUCAGCCCCCGGAGGAAGAGGUGAAUCGCCUGAGGGGGGAAACAAAGAUGACGCGGAGGGAGAUUGACAGCUGGUUCACAGAGAGGAGGAAGAAGAAGGUGGCGGAGGAGAGCAAGAAAGCGGAGGAAGCAGGGCAGCAGCAGGAGGAAGAAGAGGCUGAGAACGGCCGUGGGGAAGGAGAAGACUCCUUGGAUGACCUGAGGGCCCUGGGUGAGAACGGCUCGCUCGACGCCUCCGCCGGCAACCCCAACUCAGCCGAGCGCAAGGUGAGUCCCAUCAAAAUCAACCUGAAGAACCUCCGUGUGACAGAGUCCAACGGCAAGGGAGAGGCCCCCGGCACCACUGCAGGUGAGAAGGGGGACGGCGGCAGCAACCAGCCCCCCAGCCCUCCCAAACCCAAACUGAACUUUAAGAAAACAGCCCAGCAGCGGCACUUACUGAAGCAAAUGUUCGUGCAGACGCAGCGGCCGACGAACCAGGAGUACGAUGCCAUCGUGUCGCAGACCGGCCUGCCGCGGGCCGAGGUCAUCCGCUGGUUUGGUGACAGUCGGUACGGCUACAAGAACGGGCAGCUCAAGUGGUAUGAGAACUACCGGCGCGGCAUCUUCCCCCCGGGCCUGCUGGAGGUGAGCGCGGCGGGGCGGGAGGUGCUGGAGGAGCACUACAAGAAGCACAAGGCGCUGCGCGAGGAUGAUGUGCCCGGGCUCUGUGAGCGCACCCAGCUCAGCGCCCAGCAGGUGAAGGUGUGGUUUGCAGCGAAAGUGGAGGAGGAGACCCGGAGCAGCUCUGAGGAUGCCUUCUCCAGCAGCGAGCAGACGGGGAGCCAGAAAGGGCCGCCUGACGCUGGCUCGGAGGUGUCGGAGAACAGUGAGCCCUGGGAGCCGGGCGGUCCGGAGGGGGCAGCUGAGCCCCCCGGAGCCCCCGUCCAGCCGCCCGCCACACAGCUUGAAACAGACUGAACUCAAACCACUUGUCCCAGAGGAUCCACUCUUACCUUUGAGGAGUUUUUGGUCUUUAAGAAGUUGAUGGGCCGGUGUGAUACAGACGUCAGGAGCAGGACAUGGUGAUAAAGCACUGCCAUAAAAUGAGACCUUUGAGUGCAGCACGAGAGAGAAGUGCGAGUGCAAACUGGGCACUGAGUGCAGAGCUCUGGCCCAGCCCAGGAGACAGCUGAGGGCUGGCAGAGAUGGGGGCUGCGGGCUCAGCUCGCACCCAGGAAAUAGGAUGCUCUUGUUUGCUUUUCAGUGGACGAACUUUCAGAUUUCAUACUCAUAUACGGAUGCCUACAGCUGCCUAUACAAGCAUAACGAAUCUCAGACAUUGUGUAAACAAGGUCAUUGCUUAGAUAUGGACUAUUAUGGCACAAUACGUUUUUUUCAUCUGUCCGUUAAGGUGUUUGUUCUCUAAAGGCUGGCAUGGCUGCAUAUAACCUCUCUGCCUUUUUCAGUCCCUAAGCUCUGGCAUUGAAGAGUUCUGCAGGACGCAUACGUGUGUGUAUGUGUGGGUGCAUGUCAGGAAAGGUACCUGAGAAAGAAGCUGCCAGUCUUGUACUGAGGCCAGGUGGGAGCUCAGUGUUCAUCCUGAGGGGUGAGGUCAAAUUUAGCAUUGCACGCUCUCCAUUAAGCAGCAGCAAACCCAGGAGAGGGAGUUCGGUGUUGUUUGUCCCUUGUUGGCUGAAAGCACAUUCCCUUUUGCAGUUGGAGACUGACUGCAGCAGGCUGUUCAAUCUCCAAGUCUCCCUUUAAUCACUGAGAACUAGCACAUCAUAAUUUUUCCAUCCUGACCUGGAAUCCUUUUCAUUGUUCGGAGAGAACAAGCUGUUCUUCAGAGGACAAAUACGGAGAAGCACAGAGCUGCUGAGAGUGGUUCAAGCCAUUGUUGUCUCCAAGGGCUCUGCGAGGCAGCAGCAGUCGGGAAGUUUCCCACUUUCAGCCCUCUGUGACUAUGAGUGAUCCUCCAGCAGCGGUGCUGAUAACUUCAAGUAUUUGCUUUUUUCCAUCUUUUGGUUUUUUCCAUCCACAGCAGUUCUGCCUUCACAUGACAGAGCCACGCAGGUUUCUCUGUUAACCUCUCUGCUUCCACACCCUGCUCCUUUUUUGAUGUGCUCCCCUUGUCUCGGUGGUUGCUGCGUGAUGUGGCUGCUUGAAGCCUUUUUUAAUAUCCCUCCCUAACAGAACACAAGGUCUAGAGGAGGACUGAGCUACAGCCCAGCCAAGUGCUGUGUCAGACCGUCCUGUCGUAAACGGAUCGCUUCCCAGCUCAAAAUUGGUUCCAUGUCUUGCCUUCACUUUUGCUCUUGGAAGGCUGCUCCAGAGCUCCGCUGCCUUUGUAUGGUUAGAAACUUUCUUUAAAUUUCUAGUUUGGAUUAAUUCGUGGCCGGUUCGUUCCUGGUUUGUUUUGGAGCCAACAUUGUCCCUUAACUUAAAUAGUUUUUGGUGUUUACCCGCUGAUGUAUUUAUGGAGAGUAGUCACAGCUUCUUAUUUUUGCCAAGCUUUUUCUGUAGAAGGGUUUUAUUUAGUGAGAGCUUUUUAAUGUGGGAGACUUUAUUGUUGGUGGUAAAUGAUAUUUAUUAGAAGGGUGGGUAGCAAGCCUCAAAGGAUCCAAUCCAGAGGUUUACAAAAAAAAUCUGUUUUAAAAACAAAAAGCUCUUUCAGAACCUCUUCCAAAGAUGGUGUCUGAUUUCUACCUUUAAUUGCUUUUGCUUUUCCAGCUCGUUCUUUGUCCCCUCUUCACGAGCCUGCCUGACGUUGUGGGAGAAGCUCCCUCUGCUGCAGGGGGUUCUCACGGUACAUGCCCGCCUGGUGGGCGCUCAGAUGCAGACGUGUUGUUGUAACCCCCUUAGCAGUCACAGAUCCUCCCCAGGAUGCCAUGAGCUAGAGCAGGCUCUGAUUCCUCUCUGCGGCAGCACUGCUGCCUGCAUGCCUUGGUUGGAGGCACGGCAGUGAUGCCACCUCUACCCUACAAUGCCCAGGUGAUGGGGGACAGAGGGGUGCUGCCAGAGACAAGGCUGCCAGAAUGGAGCGUGGGUGCAUGUCCAGUGCUGCCUUCAGAGAACAAAUGCAGGUAGGUAAUUUACUAUUGUCUAUGUACGUGCAGGUUUAUUUAAGUACACAUAUAUACAGUUCAGAUAUGCCAUUGAUUCUUUAUUGCGUUAAGAGGUACAUUAAAAAUGUACACUUCUACUAACUACUCGCUAUAUAACUAUGUUGGAAAUGUAGUUCGCCCAUUCAAGGCGGUUUUCUGUGGGAUUUUGGUGUGCACUUAAAGGCCUGUGGCUAAUUGGAAGAGUGAUCCCCGCUCAUCUACAGAAAUGCUUAAGGAUGAUGGUGUGGAGUGGUCCCUUGGAACUGUUUUCCCAUGCACUAGCUGAAACGUUUUGCACUUGGGUUGUUUUUUGGCCAGUUUUCCAGCAAAAUGAGAAGCCUUGCGAGCUAGAGGGAGAAUUUCCCGGUGUACACAGAAAAACAGCCUUGAGGGUUGGAAGCUGCUGAGGGUUUUGAGCUUUGUCUGCAUGCAUUCAUACAAGCACAGCAGGAGUUUUCUUUCUUUUGGGGCAGAGGAAUUCUAAGAAGUGGUUCCAUGCAGGCUCCCCCCGUCCGUAGGGCUGAGCUGUGCGGGGCGGGGAGACGUAAGGACAAAAACCAACACCAAAAAGUAACUGAGUUUGCUUUCUGACUCUCACACAUUCCUCGUUAGCUGCGUUUUUAGUUGACUUGAAAUCUCCGUGGAAGUAUAAGCUGAAGGUGAGAGGGUUUAAGCUCCGUGCUCCUCUGUUUCCCUAUCGCAUCAGUUGUGAAGCUAAAGAGAAGCAGGUGUCAUCUCCUAACAGACCGAGGUUAGGGGCAGGACAUCAGGAACUGUGUGCUUGCAUCUGGAACUGAAAUAGUGGAGGGGGCUCACCAGUCCCAGCACAGCUCUCCUGGUGGUGAGGGGAGGUGUCACUGCAGUCCUGCUCUUAGCGUGAAUAUUUAUCGUCAUCGAAUCAAUGACGAUGUCUUGACUUGAAAGGAGGAACGUAGAAUAGAGGUCAUGUAGCCAGCAUCAGUAGGGAAGGGAAAUUACUUUCUUCACCUCCAUCAGCUGUGUGUGAGCUUGGGCUCAGUAAGCACAGCACUGAGCAUCCUUUGUAAUCCAUGUGAAUCUUGUUACUUCUGUCUCUGAGGCUGCUUAGAUUCAGGUUGCAAUCCGAUUGCUUAAUAACCUGAUCUGUGCUGUGCCCCACUCGCUCACCUACAGGGCUCUGCUUCUCCCAGUGCAAGAUUCAUCCACAGCAGCAGCCAAGCUGUUUCACUUCUACAUAUGCUUUGUGCUCUACGUGGGUUGCUGAUUCUUCUGUUCCCUAACUAGCAUCCUGGAGAUCAUUCCUUUUUUUUUAAAUUAUUAUUUUUUGAACCAGAGCACUAAAGCAUGAUUUACAGGCUCCUGUUCCCAUCUGUCUGCGAGCUGAGCGCUGCUGCCCAUCAGGCUCACAGCCAUGGAGUGAACAUAGCCACGUGUCCUGCACCAGGGUCAGCACCCAGAGCUCCAGUGCAGGUAUUUAAGGUGGCUGUGUCCCCUCCAGCUGGGGGAUUCUCUUGGGCACUGCUGGCAGCUGUGAUCUGAUCCCCCCCACAGCUCAGUGCAGAGCUGCAGCCUGGCCCAGCAGCGCUCACGCAGAGCAGGAGCUGCAGGAUAUCUGCUUGGCUGAUGUUUGCUAGGCUGCUUUUGCAUCCCACGUUCGGGCCACUUUUUGUUUAUUUUUUUAAUGAAAAGUCAUGAUUUUUGGUCAUGGGGGAAGUUCUGCGCUCUUCCUUCCCUGCAGUCCCUCUCUCAGAGACAGGUCAGAGAUGUGACCAGAAGAUGUUUGGAAGCUGCUGGGGUCACUGGGAAUCAGAAGGGAAGGACAACAUCAGCACUUAGGCACAGAUUGCAGCGUUUCUUUCUCCUGCUUCCCAGAUAACUGUGGCUUCACUCUUUUCAAAUCCAUCUGAUUCAGCUCACUGCAUAACCUCCACUUUAAUUUCUCAGUUGAUCUCAAAACCAGCAGGGAAAGAUCAGGCAAUGGGGAUGGCCUUGCAAGCUGUACUUUGAUUUUUUUUUUUCCUGCAAGUUCAGUUAGUGCUGUGUCUCCUGCUGGCAGCAGUGCGUGCCAGGAAUGCUGCACUGGCAUGGCAGGCCAUGAGAGCAGAGCAAGUGAGCGCUGUUACCAAAGCAGCAGUGGUUAUCCCUUUCUUUUUUUCUCAUUGCCUAUUGCAGCAGAGUGCUCCACUGGCUGCCCUUGGCCACGUGUGGAUCGGCCAAAGCCGUGGAUGGAGGGCAGGUCAGCAGGGCUCUUGCUCACUGGUGCUAGCGAAGGUUGGGCUUAGGAAUCUGUGGCAUAGAGAACUUCUUGCUAAAAAUUGCACUUUCUGUCUGCCCCAUCUGGCUGGCGGUGUUAAUGGGUACGUGGCUGUGAUCCCCCUUGCACAUACUAACAUUGCACUAAAGAGAGACUUUGGGAACAGCGUGUUGAUCACUUUGUUUCUCAGCAGACCACAAAGUCAGCCGGAUGGGGUCUCUUUUUUUUUUUUUUUUUAAUUUUAAUUAUUAUUAUUUAGAAAUCAUGCUGGUGCUGAAUGACCUGGAAUUUUUUUUUUUUUUUUUUUUUUUUUUUUUGCUUGGAUUUAUCCAAAGGAAAAUGUAAUUGUAGCUGCACCGGGACCUUUCAUAAGGGUGGCCGUGCGGCGGGGGGCAGAGCAGCGGCUCUGCGGUGUCUUUGUACCGGGGGGUUCCUGUAGGUUCUUACUGUUUUUUAAGACCACGAUUUUAGAUGGUCACCUUGGCAGCCGGGCGAGACAGGGAAUAGUUUUUACUUUUGGUAAAGGUUUUAAAGAGAAAACAAAACAAAACAAAAGUGAAGCUGCCUGUGGCUGUGGGCUGUGGCUGUGACUCGGGCUGGGGUAGCUUGCACUGCUAUGGACUUUACUGCUCUCAUGCCGAGGGCAUGAACUCCCUGUAGCAACAAUGCCACUUCUGAGAAGUGAACGGCAAGUUCCCCUUCCUUUUGUAUAUGUGAACGUGAGGGUGGGAGAGGGAAAGAGCUUGCUUGUACAGUUUGUUGAAAUGAAACCAGACAUUUUUGGUUGUUCCUAAAUAAAGAGCGUCAAAUACGAA